This is a messenger RNA of Echinococcus granulosus, 1602 nucleotides long. Its product is annotated as Kelch-like protein. Gene Ontology annotation, molecular function: protein binding. The coding region runs from base 1 to 1602 and encodes 533 amino acids. The record is from RefSeq and is a predicted model, not a curated record. Lineage: Eukaryota; Metazoa; Platyhelminthes; Cestoda; Cyclophyllidea; Taeniidae. The transcript has 4 exons.
AUGCUGUCUUUUACUCACUGCUCUGACGAAGCUAGGAAAGAUUUGACAAAUACCUUGGACAGCCAAAAACUAGUCUCCGUUUUGAAAGCAGGAUCCCAUUUCGAAGUGCCGGAUUUGGUUGAGUAUUUUAUUGAUGCCAUGAAACAAAAAUUAUCAACGCACAACGUUUGGACCUACUGGACCGCUUUAGAACCGAUCUCUGAAAUCGCACCUAUCGUGGCAAAUCACUGUCGAAAUUUUUUGCUUAAUCACUUCCUUGAUACUUGUGCAUGUGACGAUUUCAUUUUGCAACCAUUCGAAAGGCUGGAGCCUCUACUGCGUGAUGACGCAUUGAACACCUCUAACGAACUAGAUUUAUUUAGGCAACUAGAAAGGUGGGUAACAGCUGAUCCUUCAAAACGCUGUUGCCACAUUAAUGAACUUCUUGGUUGUUUGCGACUGGGUCGUUUGAAUUUAGAUGAGUUUAACCAACUUAAGGCUAGUAAUCUUAUGUCUGAAUACUUGGAUUGCUGCCGCAAAGUUCUAACCAUCGCCCAGUCCAUCAUCGAAUCCAACGGCGCCGGUUCCAAUUCGACAGCUCACCAGUCAGGAGAUGAUGCGGAAAUGCAAGCUUACUUGAAGCGUCCUCGCCUUCCUCAUGCAGCGAUUUUUGUAGUAGGUGGGUGGGAGGGGAAUCAAGAUGAUCCGAACUUUGGUCCAUCCCGUGCGAUUCAGGUGUACAAUUCACGGAGUAAUACUUGGCGUCGAAUCAACAACGAUGGAAUAGCUCUCGACGAAGGUCAUGCUUAUUCGGGCUGCGUACUAUACAAGAAUAAGAUUUACGUAAUUGGUGGAUAUAUUGCUAGUGGACCCACUCAGAUGCUCAAGGUGCUUGAAUUGGCCACAGGGACGUGGAAGCACCUUUCUCCAAUGCACGAAAAGCGUAAUUAUAUAUGCGCUUGUCUUCUAGACAACGCUAUAUAUGCGUUGGGUGGACACAAUGGCCGGCAUCGUUUGAACACUGUAGAGCGCUAUGACCCAGAGCAGAAUAACUGGACGUUUGUAUCACAGAUGAGACAAGUGCGGAGCGACGCUGGAGCUGACUCUUUAAACGGGAAGAUCUACGUUUGUGGCGGAUUUGAUGGACAUCACUUUUACGAUUCUGUUGAGUGUUAUGAUCCAAAAGUGGACCAAUGGACUCUUUUGGCUCCGAUGCAGAAUAUUCGAAGUGGUGUCAGUGUGACUGGUUUCAACAAUUGUCUCUAUGCUAUUGGUGGAAAUGAUGGCCUGCAACGGUUGAGAACAGUUGAACGAUAUGAUCCGGAGACUAAUCAGUGGCAAACAAUGCCCUCGAUGAUUCGCCAGCGGAGUAAUUUCUGUAUUAACAUUGAAAAGUCUAUGCCUCUGAAUGUGAAUGCAUCGUCUGCUCAUUCUUAUGAUUUGAAAUCUUCAAAGUACAGCAGCAAAUUCCUUUCUCAAAAAGUGGAUUAUUUUAGCUCCAAUCAAUUGUCUAAAAUUUACCAAAUGAAAGUGGAAAUCAAAUUGGCUGUUCUCUGUCCUUCACCCUGCAUUGCAGACCUAUUGCUCUGGAUUCGAAAUUCAUUUUUCAUUGCUUUACCAUGA